UUCAACGUUUCUCACAAUUCAAAACCCUAAAUCCCCAAAUUUCGAAAUCCCCAAAAUUUUCUCGGGAAAAUGUCUGGUCGUGGAAAGGGUGGCAAGGGACUCGGCAAGGGAGGAGCCAAGAGGCACAGGAAGGUGCUGCGCGACAACAUCCAGGGCAUCACGAAGCCGGCGAUUCGGAGGUUGGCGAGGAGAGGUGGCGUGAAGAGGAUCAGUGGGUUGAUCUAUGAGGAGACUAGGGGUGUGUUGAAGAUCUUCUUGGAGAAUGUGAUUCGUGAUGCGGUGACGUACACGGAGCAUGCUAGGAGGAAGACUGUGACUGCUAUGGAUGUUGUUUAUGCUCUCAAGAGGCAGGGAAGGACUCUCUAUGGAUUCGGAGGUUGAAGAAUGUUGUUACUUGUUGUUUUGUGAUAUGUAAAUCUGAAUGAAAUGGAAGCAUAACUGAAUCUUUGUAUGCUUAAUUGGAAAUUAGUGUUUUCUGAUGAAUGAUAGUUCAAGUUUCUGUUCAA
Messenger RNA from Lotus japonicus, 506 nucleotides. Its product is annotated as histone H4. The transcript has a single exon. The coding region runs from base 70 to 381 and encodes 103 amino acids. Gene Ontology annotation, cellular component: nucleosome. Gene Ontology annotation, biological process: nucleosome assembly. Gene Ontology annotation, molecular function: DNA binding; protein heterodimerization activity; structural constituent of chromatin. The record is from RefSeq and is a predicted model, not a curated record. NCBI's taxonomy places the organism in Eukaryota, Viridiplantae, Streptophyta, Magnoliopsida, Fabales, Fabaceae.